AUGGCCUUCAUCCUCGACCCCCGCACGCCCAAAGGCGGCGGCAGCAGCGGAGGCCGAGGCAGCUCCGGCGGCAAGUCCUCCUCGUCGAAGGGCUCAAAGGGCUCAAAAGGCAGCAAGAACAAGUACAAGGGCACGGGAGGCUACGUCGGCGGAGGCGGGGGAGGAGGAGGAGGGAACAACGGGUUUUCACACCUGCCCGUCUGGGCGCGCGUCCUCAUCAUCCUCGCCAUCAUCUGGUUCAUCAUCUUCCUGAUCGCGCUGGGGUACUACGUGACAAAAGAACUCAAGCGCAAGAAGGACGGUAAAUCCUUCCGCCUAGGCCACGUCGUGGGCCACGCCCUUCUCGUAUCCACAGGCCUCUGGCUGCCCGUUUGGAUCUACAAGAAGUUCGUCGGGGGCAAGAAGAGCGAGAGCGGUUCCUACGCCAAGAUCGAGGAGGGCCACGGAAAAGAGGGCGGCGGCGGGAAUAACCACGACUCGUGGUACGGCGGCGCAGGCGGCGAAAACAAAUACGACGCCGGCAGCCACCCGCCCGCGCACCGUCCGCAAAGCCCGAACCCGGCCCCGCCCCCGACACAGACCGGCGCGGCGGCGGAUUACUACAACAACAUGCCUGCGCCGCCUUCGCAUACGGCUCCCACCCAGCACCCGCCCCAGUACGGUUAA
Molecule: messenger RNA, 666 nt
Organism: Colletotrichum karsti
Lineage: Eukaryota; Fungi; Ascomycota; Sordariomycetes; Glomerellales; Glomerellaceae
Exons: 2
Coding region: 1-666 (221 amino acids)
Source: RefSeq, a predicted model, not a curated record